Messenger RNA from Saprolegnia parasitica CBS 223.65, 1949 nucleotides. Its product is annotated as TKL protein kinase. The record is from RefSeq and is a predicted model, not a curated record. Gene Ontology annotation, biological process: protein phosphorylation. Gene Ontology annotation, molecular function: protein kinase activity; ATP binding. Bases 60 to 1892 code for a protein of 610 amino acids. The transcript is spliced from 2 exons. Lineage: Eukaryota; Oomycota; Saprolegniomycetes; Saprolegniales; Saprolegniaceae.
AUCGGGGAGGGUCGGCCGGCGGUCGUCACUUCCGCCUUCGCCACCAAGGACGCAGAGCGAUGAGGCUCGUCGUCACGUGCCAGUUGUGCAACGAAGACAAUGCGCCCACGGCCUCGCUCUGCGCACACUGCGACGAAGAGAUGCCGCCGGCAGAAAACCGACUCAAGUUCGUCCGCGUGUGCAAGGAAGACGCCGCCGCUCACAACAUGCUUCAAGUCGCCAAGAAGGAGCUCGAAGAUGCCAACGAGAAGCUUGCGGCGCAAGUCAAUGCGCUCAACGCAAAGGUCGCUACAAUGGAGAAGGCGAUGGCGAUUGGCGGUAGCGCGACGGCCGACCCCGAUUUCCGAGCCGCGUAUCAGCGACUCGACGCUGAGUACGAAGCGAAGAGCAAGGCGCUGGAAGAAGAACGAAUGAAGCUCCAGCAGGACCGGGCGAACGAGCUCACACUGCAGUCGACGCCACUCGUGAAUGUCAGUGAUGUCCACGUCGUUGACGAGCAACCGCUGUGGCGCGGCGAGGUCUUCAUCUUGCACAAGGUCCGCAUCAAUGACCAGAUCGUGGUGCGCAAGAGCCUCGACCCGAACGCCGUCGAGGCGCUUCGCCGCACAGGCAAGCUCGCAGAGAUGCUCGACAAGGUCAAGCGCUCGUUUGCUAUCUUGCGCCGGCUGAACGGUGGACGCGGCUCGCUGAUCCAGAUCCUCGGCGCAUCGGGGCUCGACUACACGAGCGAAAACCCCGUGAUCUACAUGCCGUACAUGCCGCGAGGCAGCCUCCGGUAUCUCAUCGAGAAGACGCCGGACGCGGCUGCCGUGCCGUGGCCGACGCGCCUCGACGUGGCGUUCACGAUCGCCCGCGGCCUCUACGAGCUCCACGCGAUCGACCGCAUCCACCGCGACGUCAACUCGUUCCAUGUGCUCGUGCACGACUUGCACCGCGUCGUGCUCACGGGCUUUAGCCACGUGCGUCAGCCGUCGGCCGGGACCAUGACUGGCAACGUCGGCGACGUGCGCUGGGCAGCGCCAGAGACGCUGCAGUUGGCGCAUGCCCGGUACUCUGUGAAGGCCGACAUCUUCUCGUUCGGGAAGCUCCUCGAGGAGCUUGCGACGCACGCGCUUCCGUACGUGUCGUUCAUCAAUGAAACCACGAGCAAGCCCAUCUCGGAGCACGCGCUCGAGAAGCGCCUCGCGAACGUCACGGCAGGCGACCCAAUCUUGCAGCACAACAUGGACGCGUCGACGCCGGCGUACUACGCGGAGAUCGUCCAGCAGUGCCUCGCGCUCGAGCCCUCGUCGCGCCCGACGAUCCUCACCAUUCUUGAGACGCUGCGCCGCGAGGUCGAAAAGUUCCUCUUCCCGCUGCAGCCACCGGUGACCGAGCCUAUGCACGUCCAGGUCGAGGUGCAACGAGCCAAGGGCCUCCGCGGGACGGGUACCCGCCACAUGCAGGUGCAGUGCCACGUGAGCCUCGGUCGGGAUCAGUCACAAACUGGUUUCUCCGAGGAGCGUGGGAGCAGUCCGACGUGGAACCAUCUCAUGGACUUCCGACCCCAAGAGCCAGAGUUCAUGACGCUCGAGGCGCGCGUCUACCAAAAGCUGGGCAACCAGCUCGCUCAAAUCUGCAUCUGCACCGUGCCUCUCCAGAAGACGCUGCCACACGGAGAUGAUCUGACCGACGACGAUUGGGUCGUCGAGCUCGAAGCGCCGUUGUUCAAGGACGGUGCCGACUGCGGCGAGCUCUACCUCAAGGUGACCUUCAUGGGCGAGGGUCGACUCCGGUGGCGCAACCAGUACUUUGACCGGGUAAGGUACAUUGACGACUCGAUCCGGAUCGAACGCGAUCCGGUCCGAGUCGCCCAAGCCAAAGUCAUCCGCAGCAUGUACAUGCCCACUUGAUCUCGUCCUCGUAGUCUAUACACUCUUCUUAAAGAAUAGCAUAGUAGUUUACGAAUA